Colletotrichum higginsianum IMI 349063 is the source of this 10236-nucleotide messenger RNA. RefSeq lists its product as uncharacterized. Lineage: Eukaryota; Fungi; Ascomycota; Sordariomycetes; Glomerellales; Glomerellaceae. The record is from RefSeq and is a predicted model, not a curated record. The transcript has 2 exons. The coding region runs from base 1 to 10236 and encodes 3411 amino acids.
AUGAAUUCGGAAGAGCCAGUCGAUUACUGCCCUUACCGGCAGAACCUUGACUGGAGCCAUGUCCAAACCCAAGACUUCUCCAACGUGAAAUACUUCCAAGCCUCGGAUUCCGAGUUGGAAAAUGACGGCGAUGUAUACGCGAAUGGCGUGACGUAUUCUUCACAACCGGCCCCGACCAGCGGCAAGAAGAGCAAGAAGAAGACCAAAAAGGACAAGAAGGCGGCACAAUACACAUACGACGAACCGCCAUUUGCUCCCCCCGAUAUCCCCGCGCCAGAACCGUCUCAAGAUACCGGCGUCGCCGAAGACGAGUGGCCAACGGCACCCCCUAAGAAGGACAAGAAGAAGAAAAAGAAGAGCAAGAAGGAAGAAACGGCUGCUGCAUCUCCUCCACCCCCUCCACCCCCUCCGCCCGCAGAACCAGAGUCCGAACCCGAACUUGAGCCCGAGCUCGACCCUGAGCCUACUAAGAAGGAAGAGACCGUUGUAGAGGAGAAACCGACAGCUCCAGUCAAGGUGAAGGAGUCUUCGAAAAAGGACAAAAAGGACAAGAAAAAGGACAAGAAAAAGAAGAAGGACAAGAGUGGUAAAGGCACCGAGGCGGAGCCGGUCGAAAGCUCAAAAUCGACACAGUCGCCGUCACCGCCGCUGGCCGAGGAGUUGAAGCCACCAGAGAUGGAAGAACCGGCGACACCGUCCCCAGAGGCGGUCGUGCUGGACACCAAGGACGACAGUCUUUUUGUUGAGCCCCCGGCCGAGUCAGCCUCAGCGGCUGACAGGGGUUUCAACGAGCCCAGCGACGAAAAGAAGAAGGAAGCGGACGUGCUGACUGCCGCCGCCGGAGCUGUUGCGGCCGCGACCGUGGCGGCAACGGCAGCUGCGUUGGCCAACGCCGACAAAGAUGCUGUUGAAACGCCCGCCGAUGUACUGAGUGACGAAAUGGAAGACUCUCCUCCGGGUGGUACCUUGGAUUCCCCCUUCGAUCAACCGGAUUCAACACCAGAGGCAGCCGAGUCCGAGCCCAAGGCUUCUGUUGAUCAAAUCCCUGAAGAAGAACCGACUCGUGAAGCAGAAACAGAAACAACUGCUGCCGAGGCCCAACCGGGCGACAUACCGGUAACUCAGCCUGAUCCCAAAGCCUCAGCCGACGGGCGGGCUGAACAGCCGACGGAUGAAGAGCCAGAAGAUUCAACACCGGCCGAGCCAACUUCGGACAUCAAGCCCGAGGGACCCGCACCCGCAUCCGAAGCAGAUGCGUCGCCGGAAAUUUUGACAGAAGCUCCUCCUGGCGAAAUCCUGGAUGACCCCGCGUCCGCAGAGGCAGCUUCUGAUGUUCUUGUCGAUGCCAAGGACGAAGUUCCGGCUUCCUCCGAAGAGCUGACAAGCGACACUCCGACCAAGCCUGCUGUCGUUGAACCUACGCUUGUCGCAGAGCCCCCGAUCGAUAUCUCGACAGAAUCCAAGCCAGAGAAGCCCGAAGAGUCUGCAUCCGCCGAGGGGGGACCCGGCCAGGUACCGGAUGACACUCCUGCCGAAGCCAAGCCUGACGACACCGCGAAAGCUGAAACUCAACCGGAUGAUCCUGUACCUUCAGAAGAUCAAAUAAUAGCUGAAGCCCCUGCAACCGCCAAGCCAGAAGACGAUGCUUCCGCCGAGAAGCUGGCUGCCGAGAUUGUAGUUGAGACGGCGGCCGAAGAUGUUGCGCCUUUAUCAACGGAAGCGGAGACCUCGGCUGAAGUCGCGCCCGCUGAGACGGCUGCCGAGGCUUCGGAUGAUGCCAAACUGGACGAAGCCGCUAUCACCGACGAGCCCACGAAAGAUUCCGCAGCCGACACCCCCGUCGAGAUCAAUGCAGCAGCGUCGGAAGAUCUUACGGCCGAUGUUCCUUCUGAUGCUCCAGCCGAUGCUCCUGCCGAUGCUCCUGCCGAUGCUUCUACUUAUGCGAAUUCUGAACCUCCAGCUCUUGAUAAAGCAUCAGUAGAGACUGUCCCUGAAGCCGCCGCACCUGAACAGCCAGUGUUGGUGAAGGCAACCGAAGCUGGAGCGAGUGAUACUCCUCUUGCAGAGACGCCAGCGCCGGAGACCCCCACUGAGGCUAAUGUUGAAGAAAUGGCUUCAGCCGAAGCCGAAUCCUCGAUCGAGUCUCCUGAAGACGUGAAGUCCGACGGGACAGCGUCAGCGGAGAUCUCAUCCAGCGAGCUGGUUUCGACCGCCGCAACAUCAGCUGCAUCAGAGGCUGCGCCUGAAGCCACGGAGGAGGGGGCAGCCGAUCCUAAACCGGCAGAAACCAAAUCAUCGAUUGUAGAAGACACUCUCGUUGCUGUCGCUGCUGUUGAAUCAGCACCAGGAGAAGCUGAGGCGACAGAAGCAGCAGGCGAAGACCCGGUUAUAGAGGCCGACUCUACUCCCGUCGUCGAGACAGAGGCCGAAGACGCUCCCAAGGACGAUGCUUCUGGGAUGACAACCUCAGAGCCAGAUGCGUCAGCCCCUGCCGAGAAACAGUCAGAGGUGUCUGCAGAUAAUGAUACGGAGCCUGAAGUGCCAUCAGCAGUUGAACCAGAGGCCUCUCCUGCAACAUUAAGAGAGCCACCCAUAGUUGAUCCUGCUGCUGAGCCACCCGUCGAGAUUGACACUCCUGCCGAGGAUACCGCUUCCACGGGCUUUGUUGAGUCAAAUGAGGACGAGACUGCUUCAGUCAAAGAUAUCGAAGCGGAACCCGAAGUAGCUGUUCCCGAGGCAGUCGUCGACAAAGCCAAGCCUGAAGAUUCCGCCGCUGUCUCAGAGCCAGAAGCACCAGAAGCGGCAGCCCCUACAACAGAUGCGGAAACGUCAACUCCCCAUGAUACUGGCGACAAGAAUGAAGAAUCCGCUACCGUUGCUGAACCAGCUGACGGAUCUGAUACCGCACCGGCCGUGGAGACUUCGCCUGCUAGUGAGCCAGCCAACUCAGAGGACAUUCCUGUUGCCAGCGAAGAAACUGAGAGACUCGUCGAAGUCGCACCUGAACUUGAAGAUGUCACUGAAGCUUCACUUCAACUUGAAAAGACAGACGAGCAGGAGCCUGUUGAAGAAACCGAGCCCGAGACUGAAGCGGAGGCUCCUAACGAGUCUGAAGCCAGGCCUCCCGCGCCAGUUACAGCCGAAGCUGAGGUCGACGCUCCCAGGGCCGCAGAAACAGAGUCGCCGCCAGCCGCCGCCGCCGAUACUCCUGAGCCAGCAGACCCCGAUGUUGCCAAGACCAAAGAUGCCGAGGCCCCUAAGACCGAUAUUUCAGAGUCCAAGGAGGAGCCUAUCGUCCCACAAGAACAGGAAACACCACCUGCGGCUGAAGUCGAAUCGGAUGCAGUCAAGGCAGAAGGCUCCCAAGCGACCCAGGAAGAGCCAGAUGUUCCCAAGGAGGCCGAGGCUGAAGCCACGGAAGAUGCUGUUCCCGAAGCAGAGACUGCUCCAGCUGACGAUGUCUCGCCCGAGCCCGUACAGGCUUCUGCCCCCGAAGUUGCGACCGAAGCUGAGUCUGCAGUUGUUGCAGAUGUUGGCGCCAAAGAAGUGCCUGCAACGGAACCCGCGGUGGAGGUCCAAGAUUCCCUAAAGACGGCACCAGAGAGUCAAACUGAGGCCCCUAAGGAAGAUGAGGCCGAGGCUGAGGCUGUGACCGAAGUCGAAGCAGAUGCUCCUCAGGUGAUUGAAGCUGAGCCCGCUGCCGAGCCUGUUGGUGAGCCUGCUGCCGAGCCUGCUGCCGAGCCUGCUGCCGAGCCUGCUGCCGAGCCUACCGCUGAGCCCGCCGCCGAACCUGCAACUGAACUUGCCGCCGAACCUGCCGCUGAACCUACCGCUGCGGAGCCUGAGCCCGGAGCCAUUCCAGAUGUAGGGGUCGAAGCGACUAAGGCCGAGCCCGAUGCACCAAAGGAGGCCGAGACUAAAUCCUCUGCGCGGGAAGGAAUCACAGCCCUAGAGCCUGCUUCUGUAGAAACGCCUGCAGAUUCAGUCGUCGCAGACGAUACGGUUGUCUCGACAGAAGGUAUGGACGCUUACGGAAUCAUCAGUGACGGCAAAGAAUUCAACUUCACCAUGGAAAUACUCUCCCCAAGGAUCAAGGAUACUAAAAAAAACAUAGAACCAGCAACUGAAAUCGAAGAGACGCCCGAGGAAGUCAAUGUCGAAGAGCCAUCCCCUGAUCCUGCCACAGAGGAGCCCAGUACCGCCGCCGACGAGGUCAAAGAUGAGCCAGAAGCGGAUACGGAAACCCUUGCUCCAGCACCCGCGUAUACAACCGAACCUGAUGCGAGUCCCGAUGAGGUUAAUGCUGAAGCUGCCGAGACCGAUGCCAUUGCCGAGCCACAGGAAUCUGCCACAACUGCCGACGAAGCCAAGGACCUCGAGAAGGAAGCCGCCGCCGAGACUCCCGCACCCGAGACUACUCCCGCACCCGAGACUGCUCUCGCCCCCGAGGACAUGAAGACCACCGAUCCCGAGCCAGAAUCAGAGGCUGCCUUUGAGACCAAAGAAAAAGAAUCAGAGCCAGUCACUGUAGCCCUGGACCCAAAGCCUGAGCCCGCCGCAGGAACGGUCACCGAACCGACACCAGAAACCAGGGACGCUGAGCCUAAUGCGGAUCCUGGCCUGGAAGCCAACGACCCCGAGCCAGAACCAGCAUCUGACGCGCAACCCACAGAGCAAUUGACUGAGUCAAAUGCGGAGCCCGAGCCCUCAGUCGAGACCCCUGCUCCUGUUACGGAGGAACCCGAGGCGAAGGCUGAAGAUCCUAAAGCAGAGCCAGCUUCAACUGCAGAAGCUAUCGAUUCGGUUCUCGUGGCUGAUGUCAAGGAUACAGAACCGGAACCAGAGACAGAAGCUGCCUCGGAUUCCAAAGAGCCCGAGAUUGAGGUUCAGCCUGAGGCCAGGGCCGAAGCCGGCGACCCUGAGCCGGAGUCUGAAGCAUCAGGAACUGUUCCUGAUGUCAAAAAUGAGACCUCAGAAGCAGCGGAUGCCUCUGUGGAAGCUGGCAUCAAGGAACCGGAAACACAACCGGAAGCCGACGCUGCUUUGGAAGCUAAAGAGCCCGGGGCAGAGGCCACGACUGAAGCUGAGGCCAAGGAGCCUGAGCCUGAACCACCAGCAGAUGUUCACGAAGCCGCAGCCGAGUUGCCUGAAGCGGUUCCCAUUGUUGAAGAGGCCAAAGAACUCAAGGCUGAUUCAAUCCCCGAGUCAAAGGAACCUGAACCUCAAGCUGCCCCUGAGACUAAGGAGGUCGAGCCUGCUCCUGAAGCCGAAGACUCUGGGCCCACUCCAGAGUCUAAAGAUCCUGAGCCUGAGAUCGAAGCACUCGAGAAGACAGAUAUGAAGGAACCAGAGACUGAGCCAGAGGCGACGGCAGAGGAGACAAGGACUGCUGAGGCAGAGUUGAACGCCGAGCCCAGUGACCCGAAAUCUGCUGCCGAGGUCGAAACAGCCCCGGAGAAGCAACCCGAGCCUGAAGCUGAGGCAGCUCCUGAAAAAGACACUCAAGAAUCUGAACCGGAACCUACAUCAGCGGCAGACGCGGUCGAAUCUGCUGCUGCUGCUGAGGCGACGGAUCCCGAGCCUGAGGUUGAGGCACCUCCUGCAGCAAUUGUCAAAGCAUCUGAUCCAGAACCUACACCAGCGGUAGAGACGGUCGAAGUUCAAGACUCUGAACCUGCCCCUGAGGCUACUAUCGAAGAGGAAGUCAAUGAGCUGGAGCCGGAGCCAGUUUCUGCCGAGGAAGUUUCUCAACUAAACUCCGAGGGGCUCAUUGCGGAAGCCGAUAUAGCUCCUGAAGCCAACGAUGCCGCUCCCGAGCCCGAGGCGGCCCCUGAGGCAGAGACCAAAGAAUCGGAGCCCCCUUCUUCAGAUGUUGACAUGGUUGAAGACACUCCCAACAUUAAGACCCUAGAGGCAGAAGCCCCGGCACCUAACGAAGACGACAAAGAGUCAGUGCCUGCUCCCGAGGAAGCCAUCGUAGAUGGAUCCAAAGAUCCAGAGCCCCUGACCGAAACUUCCGAUGAGGCAAAUGAAGCUAAUGCCGAAUCCGCCCCUCAUGCUGUUACUGAAGAGACCGUUCCCGAGGCUGCGGAAGCACCGGUUGAUGCUCCUGUUCCAGCUGCGGUGGCAGAACCCGUCCUGGAAGCCAAAGGGCCGGAGUCGGAGCCGGAGACUGAGCCAACUGCCGAAGAUACCAAGGAAGCAGAUCUUGUUGAAGAAGUUGCGGAGGCAGAAGAAGCUGCUGUAGUUGAGGAGACUUCGACACUAGAGCCUCCAUCUGCCGAGGAGGCAGCACCCACCGACCCAACACCUGCUGAGCCUGGAGCUACUGUCGCCCUUGAAGCUCCCACAGAUCCAACACCUGCUGAGCCAGAAGCUUCCACUGAGCCAGAAGUGUCUGCUGAAACUGAAGUGACUGCUGUCCAGUCUGAAGCUCCAGUUGAGCCUCAACCACCGGCUGAGGCAACGGCACCCGCAACGGAAGGGGAGCAAACAAGAUCCCUUGAUAUCGAUGAGAGCAAGGACACGGUAGGACCAAUUGCCUCUGAUGCGAGAGGUGCAGAGAAAUCAGGUGAGAACUCCCUUCCUUCCCCUAAUUCCGAAUACCCGGAUGGAGAUAUACGGGAGGGACAGGGUGUCCAAGACCCUGAGGUUCCGUACGAAAACGACCAUGUCGACUACCCGGAGUCGGAAACCCCAGCACUCGACGCGGACGACACACCAGAUCCGGAUUCCGAGGACCCUGCCGAAGAAGUUGAGGCGGCGCCGGUUCCCAUUGAUUCUGCCAAAGAGGAUUCUCUCUCCGAUCCGCACGCAGCAGAGGAAGAUCCAACCCCUGCUGCUGUUGAAGAGCCUGCCGCCGUCCAAGAUCUCGUCAUCGAGGAUUCUACCGCCGAAGAGCCUACUGCCGAAGAGCCUACUGCCGAAGAGCCUACUGCCGAAGAGCCUACUGCCGAAGAGCCUACUGCCGAAGAGCCUACUGCCGAAGAGCCUACUGCUGAAGCGACUGAAGAACAAGCGGUCGAAGAAGCUCCUGUCGAAGAAUCUGUCGAAGAUCCUGUCGAAGAUCCUGUCUCUGAAGAUCCUGUCAUCGAGGCGCCAGCUGAACCGACUGUUGAGGAGGCGACGCCUUCUGUUGGUGAAGAAUCACCAUCUCCUGAAUUGUCCCAGCCCGACGAGCCGGAGGCGCCAUCCCAUGACACCACAGAAUCUGCUAUAGAGGAUGUACCGGUUGAAGCAUCUUGCAUUGACACGGCAGCUGAGGAGCUCAUUUCCGACGACAACAACGCGCAAGCUGAAGUCAACGAGUCAACUUCUGGAGAGCCUCAAGCAGAGUCGUCGCUGGAUGAGGAAUCUGUACCGGCAGAUACUUCAGUAGAUGGACCAUCACCAGCAGAAGAUGAAGCGACAAAGGAAGCAGUAUCCGAAGAUCCCUCCGCAGUAGAAGCUCCAACCUCAGAGCCCGUGAUCGAAGAGCCACCCACCGAAGCACCUGUCUCUGAAGACGUCCCUGUAGACUCCUCUGCUCCUGAUUCAGCCUCUGAUGAGACAGCGGCUGAAGAAGCUGUGACUGAAGAGGUCAUCGCCAUUGAAGAUCUUUCCGUUUCGGAGGUAGUUGUUGCUUCCGAAGAACAUUCUGCGGAGACAAUAUCGGCGACGGCUGCUGCGGACAAUCUUUCUCGGGAACCUCCUGAGGAUGAUGUCUCUGAGGAUGCCGUGCCGGCUGAGACAAUGGAGCAAGAAGAAGACGAACCUAUGGCAAAUUUGGCCAAACAAACGGAGGUGGAUGUGGAAACUACACCUGAUGCAGUGCCAGAAGAUUCCGUGCCCGCAGAGACCGCUACAGACGAGGUCGUUUGCGAAGAACCAACGAUAAAUGCGGCUGCUUCAGAAGACCCGAUGGCAUUGUCCGAGUCUAUUUCUGAAGAACCGCCAGCUGAGAGUCAGGCUCUGGAGAACACUGCCAUAGAUUCUGAGCCUGCCGACUUCGUCGCCGAGUCUGUACUUGAAGGGUCUUCAGAGGUUGCUUCAGCCGCCCCUGAGGAGGCUAGUUCCGAAAAUCUUUCCACGGUCGAUGAGACAGCCCCUAAAGGCGCUACACAGACAGAUCCAACAGACGAAGAGGUUGCAAAGGAGGCCGAUCUCGAAGAAUCGGCGCCAGCGGAAACCGUAGCCGACACACCUGCAGAGGAAGCGCAGCCCAAAGAACUUUCGGCCGAAGGUGAAUCGCCUCUUGAAGAGUCACCAGUAACACAGCCUGUCAACGCGGAAGCAACGGAAGAAUCGUCAAUAGAGGACGCUUCUUCAAACUUGGAGACACACGAGACUUCUCCUAAGCUGCCGUCACCAACGUCAGAGGAAACCACCGUACCUCCUGACACUGGUUCCACUGACAAUGACACACUUGCUGUCGGAGCGACCGCCACCGGUGUUGCUGUUCUGGGGGGACUAGUUGCCGCCGACAUUGCUAGCGACUCGGUUGACGAUGAAACUGCCAACGGUGCCCCCAGAUUUAGUGCCGCAGAUACUAUCUCGCGACGAAGCUCAUCGGAUAAGUUGACUCAGACUCUUGGGAUCGCUCUAGUUCCUACAAGAGCCGCCACGGAUGUGCAGAAAGACUUGGAUGUGGAUUCCAACUUCAGCCCCGUACAGAGAGAAGGCUUCUCGGACUCUGGAACGCAAACAGACAGCUCAGUCUGGGGUCUUCGGCCGUCCACGCCCGCUGUGGUUCUUCCCGAGCUUUCCAUGUCGCCAGCGGCAAAGCAAAGAGCAAAGGUUCUGAGACGUCAGCGCAGGAUGGCCAUCAAGCAAGCCGAAGAACUCGUAGCGACUGCUGUGAUAUUCUAUGCCACGGCGGAGGCUCUCCGCUCAAUGACAGGCCCUUUACCGGAGAACAGCGCCCAGGUCAUCAAGGCCAUGCCUAGCUGGGAACAACCAGUCCAGAUCAAACGGAAAAGGACCUUCUUCUCGAGGGUUCUCCCCGGCCUUCUUUCCAGACGCAGGAGUACUACCACUACAGGAGCGGACAAACCAAGCAGAAUUGAUACUGACUGUUUUGUAGAAAACAAGGAUGCAGAGGCUCGCGAAAAGCAUAGGCGACGCCGUCACUCUUCCACUCACCAAUCUUCAUCGUAUUCCAGUCGCAGCCGAGGCGAGGACGAAGGCAGAGACGGCAGCAGACGGCACUCGCAUCACUCACACCAGUCGAGCCGGCGACACCGCACGGAUAGCGAACGAUCUCUCCGGUCCGGCGACUCUGCCCCUCGCACCCCAACAGGACCACCAAAGAGACAAGACAGCGGGUUUUCUGAAAGCCCACAAACCGUGUCACAGCGAAAGCAUCGCAGCGAGCGUAGCGACCGCAGCGAGAGGACUGAGAGGAGCGAGCGUAGCAGUCGUACCGAGCGCACGCCUGAAGAGCAAGCUGCCCACGAUCGCCGCAAGGAAGAGCGCAGGCUUGCGCGGGAGAAGGACAGGGAGCGCGAACGUGAAGUUGCCCAACGGGAUCGAGACCGUGAACGGGACCGCGACCGCGAAAGGCGCCGUGAUAGGGAGCGCGAGCGUGAGCGUGAGCGCCAGCGUGAACUAGACCGUGAAGCCGAGGAAAUGGAGCGAUCACGUCGCAAGGGCAAGGAGCCUGAAGUCAUUACCAAGCCGGAUGAGGCCGGAGACCGCAGCCAUCGCCGCUCACGCCGGCACAGUACCGCAGAGCACCAUCGUCCGGAGCGUACACUCAGCAAGAGAGAGCCCAGAGACCCAUCACCGGAAAAGUCCAAGAAGUUCUUCAGCGUCAGGAAUCCAGAAGGUACGGUUGAAGCUAAAACUCUUCCCCGGGAUCCUCCUCCUCCCCCAGCAGCCAAGGACGACAUACCGAUGGAUGACGACGCAGAUCAACAACAAGAAGCAGCUGGUUCUCGUGGCAUUCUCAAGCGAUCCAGCACAACGCGCGAUAAGCACAGCCAUAGACACGGUCAUACCCGUCGGUCCGAGGACGUGGGAAGGUCUAGCAAGUUGCAAAAGGCACGCGAGCAAGUUGCCGAAGAAGCAUCGCGCCAGGCGACCGAGAAGCCCAGAUCGAAGCAUUCGGACGAUUCCCGGAGACGCGCGCGCGAAGAGGAGAGAAGAAGGACAAGAGAUGUCGAGAAGGAUAGGGGGAGGGAGAGGGAGAGGGAGAGAGAGAAGGAGAAGGAGAAGUCGAGCGGGAUCAAGGGCAUGUUUAAGCGGCUGUUCAACUGA